CAAGGAGCAGACGGGCGCGGGCGCCGGCACCGGCACCGUGGGGCGGGACGGGGUGAAGGGAGCGCCGGGCCGGGCCGGCGGGCGAGCAGGAGGAACGGCCUGCUGCCGGCCGUGGAUCCCGCGCCUGUGGGCCUCCCCUCCAGGAAGCGUUGCAGACCAUCUAUGAGUGUUUAUUGAAGCCGUGUUUUAUACGAGACAAGUGUGUAACGGUUCCUCUGGCAAAGGCGGCAAGGCCGGUCUGUGCCGCCGGUGCGCCAUGGAGGUAACGCAUCCCCUGGAGCUGUUCCCGGGCUGCAGCGUGACGCUCCUCCUCUUCAACGGCGUGAAAAAUGCUGCUGCUCUGAGACAAAAAGCCAUGGGAGGUUCCAUUGAAGGAGCAUUAAUAAACCCUGCAAUGAUUGUAGAUCCUUUUCAAAUCCUUGUGGCGGCCAACAAAGCAGUUCACCUACAUAAGAUAGGUAAAAUGAAGACCAGAAGUCUCUAUGCAGAAAUUAUUUUCAGCCUUUCACCAAGCAACAAUAUUUCAGAUGCAUUUAAGAAGUUUGGCAUUUCAGACACUGACACAACAGUACUUAUUGUUCUGGUUGUGGAUGGAGAAAAAACUAUAAAUCUGGAAGAUAUAGCAUCUCAGGUGGAAGGCCAACAGAUUUCUCUAGAUGAACUCCCCCAACUAACAGACACUGCCAAAGUUAAAAAGAUGUACAAAGUUACUCCACAGGAAGAAAAAAUUGGCACUUUGUUGGAUAGUGUUGUUUGCAGAAUGUCAACUAAAGAUGUUUUAUGAAAA
Molecule: messenger RNA, 787 nt
Organism: Colius striatus (speckled mousebird)
Lineage: Eukaryota; Metazoa; Chordata; Aves; Coliiformes; Coliidae
Gene: TPRKB
Product: TP53RK binding protein
Exons: 4
Coding region: 257-784 (175 amino acids)
Biological process (GO): telomere maintenance via recombination; tRNA threonylcarbamoyladenosine modification
Cellular component (GO): nucleus; EKC/KEOPS complex; cytosol
Source: RefSeq, a predicted model, not a curated record